CUCCGAUUCAUGAUUAUUUUCCAUUCUAAGUCUAAACAGACUAAACAGACGCCCUCGUUCCCUUUGAAUGGAUAGAAGUCAGAAACACAAGAUUCACCAAAAGAUGUCGGUCGCGGACGAGUCUCCCGUGAAACGUGAUCUAGUAUUGUAUCACAAUCCCUAUACCGGCGUCGAAAUUUACUCCAUGCUUGAGGUCCACCCGGAUAACAAGAAUAAGCGACGUUUGGAGUUUGAGCUCCCUCCCCAUAGGUCAAUUAAGAAGCUCCACCGAAUUGCCUGCAACGCUAGUUGCUCAUCUGUAUCAGAAUGGGCAAGUCUUCCGAAGGACAUUCUCCUUUUGAUGUUGCACAAGUUGUUCGAACCCAUUGACCAUGUUCGCCUGGCUGCUGUUUGCAGCCAUUGGCAUAAAGUCUCCAAAGAGCAUAAUCAUACAACUCAGCGCUGGUGCAACCUACUUCCAAUGCUCAUGAUCCCCCCUCCCGGCCCCCUAGCCCAAUGAAGCAAAUGGUUUAUAGCCUUUCGGAAGGAGAAACCUAUACAAACGUCCAAUUACCGGUGCCUUAUGAUAGGAGGUGCUGUGGCUCCAGCCAUGGUUGGUUGGCCACAGCACACGAGAAUUUCGCCAUAACUCUUUUGAAUCCUUUCAGAAAAGCAGCGGCCAUUCAUUUGCCUCCCUUGACAACCCCACAUAAUCUCCGAGACUACCAAUUUGGGUUACAGAAGUUCCAGGAUCAGUUGAAGAAGCGCUACGACUAUUAUGUCUGUAAGGUUAUAUUAUCUGCUGACCCGUCUUUGAAUCCGCAUAAUUAUGUGGUUGUGGCAACCUACGACUAUUGUUGCAGGUUGGCUUUCAUUAAAGCAGGACAAAGAGAUUGGACUUAUGUCGAGAAAACAUAUAUGUUUUCUGAUGCUAUUUUUCACAGAAAUGAAAUUUAUGCAGUUGGACUAGGGGGAAUAAUUGCGUCAGUUGAUGUCAAUAGUAGUAAUGAUCCUUCGCGGCCGCCAAAAGCAAUUCCACUUACACGUUUACGACCAAUGGAACACCCUCUGUUCCCAUACAAAGCAGAUAAGGCAUAUCUUGUUGAAUCAACCAAUGGAGACUUGCUGCAUGUUCGAAGGUUUUUGAAACGAAAGGAAGGUCUUGAUCAAAAGCUGGGGGUUAUCAAUUUUGUGGUAUACAAGGUGUUAUUCAUCGACAACGAUGGGACCUUUGUGAGGCAGGAUCUGAUAGACAGCAUUGGGGAUGAUGCUUUGUUCUUGGGUGAUAAUCAUUCAAUAUCUGUUUCGGCUUCAAAUUUUCCUAGGUGCCAACCAAAUUCCAUCUACUUCACAAAUGACAUUAUGAAGGGUGGUAUGGGUAUCUUCAAUUUAGCAGACAAGACCGCCACACAACACUACCCUCUAAAUCCCAGUGAGAGGUACAUCCGACCCGCUAUAUGGAUUGUGCCACCGUUCAAUGGUCUUCGCUAGCUUCUUCUCACAUGUUGGAAUCUUGCAGUCUUCCAUUGCUACUUGCAGUUGUAUGAUAUGAAUAAUUAUCUUUUUUGGCCAAAUAAUAAUUAUCAUUAUCAGUGGCAACUUCUAUAUGCCCGUUCAACGUAUUUUGUAGUGAGUAUUGAUUCUACAAAAUUUCCAUACCAUGUUGAUUGAUGCUAUAUAUGCAUCUGUUUUCUGGCCACGAUAGAAACUAAAGUGCAGAACCCAAAAAAAAAAAAAAAACUCCUAGAGUGGUUUAAGGCGCCGAGUCUAUGCGUGUUAAUCUCUAGAAAGCGUUCUUGUGCCAGAAGGAAGCCUAUAUUAUUAGUUUUUCAAUAUUACUGUAUUUCUUUGUUCCCGGGGACUUUGAUUAAUUAUUGCAUUUCCUCAAUUCUUUACAAAUUUCUUUAAUUGUUGUCCUGUCGAUUUCCAAUACUUGUUUCUGCUGGAAAGAGUGGGAGACUGCAUUUGUGGGUUAUGGAUUCAACAUGGAGUGCACAAAUGGAAUAUAUUGCUGUGCUUGUGCCAUCUGAAGAUUGCAUCUCCCCUGGCUUAGUGGAGUUGAAGAGAAUUCGAAAUUGAACUCAUCUAAUUGUCGGCCAUAGUGGUUACGGGAUAUUUUUGAACACAUCUUUGUGUCAAGAUUCUUUGCGCCAAGUGCUUCAAUUUUUCAAUUUUUUCCUUGUCAGUUUGUUUGCUUGGCAAAUGAAUUUCCCUGCUUCUGGCCACUUUGAUGUGGAGGAACAUGUCAAUCAAAUGAUGGCUUCAACUUCGAAGAAACAAUAUUUGUCUGAAGCGGAAGAUGUUGCUGCGUGUCUUCUUGUUUCAUCUUCUGAUUCUGAUGCUCAACAAGAUUAUUAAUGUGGCAAUUGCCACCCAAAUCCGGUCGGACGGUGGAGGCUUGCUCUAAUGGUGAAAAAUAUGGUCCUUCACAGCUGUCCUUGGUUUCAAGCAAACAAGGUAGCAUAGCUGAUUUCCCCUUUUUGAAAAUCAUGUCCUUCACAGCUGUGACGUUCCAUGGCUAUAGUUUCUUCCCUGUACUAUGGGAGUCCUCUUCCAUCGAGUACUUGUCAUUAACUGCAUGUUCUUUUGAGAUCCAUGGCUAUAGUUACGUUGAAAGUUCGAGUCUCAAGUGCCUGGAAGUUAAGUAUUGUCAUGGGCUUAAGUUUAUUAUUGUUCACGAAGCUAUGAAUCUCGAGUCUCUUACAUUUGUUUCACCGCCACCACCAUAUUCAAAAUGUACAAGGGUGACGGUGAAUAAUACCCCCAACUUGAGAAAGAUCGAUAUUUGUGUUGAUGAACUCGGGGAAUUAUAUUUAUGGCAAUGCCAUCGUGCACUAAAGGCCACCAUCAAUACCCAAAAUCUCAAUCAAUUCAGAUUCUAUGGUUCAUUGGAAGCCCAAGUUUCUGUUAAAGCAUGUUGGAAAUCCGUAAUUUCAGUUUCGGAACUUUGGGAUGAAGAAUGGUUCUGUUCAAACUUGACAAAUUUGUCUACUCUGAUGGACUUCCUUAAAGGAUUUGGCUGCUGCAAGAAGGUGUGGCUGUGUACACGUGAUUUUAAAGCUCUCAUCUUUCCAGAAACUUUUAGGAAGACCACCGGCACCCUCGCUACACCGUUGCCUAAAAGUUGCAUUCUGAACGUGGCAAUGCUGAAUCCUCCAACAGCGCGCAGUAGAGACUACUGGGACUUGAAGGACUCCAUGAAUUGGAUUGCACGUUCUGCACGGAUUGUUAGAGAUAAUCCCCGAUGGCUCGUUACGUACUUGGAAGAAGGCGGAAAGCAAGCAAACUCGGCCUAGACAAGAUGGAUCAUGCAUGACAAUGAUGUUGGUGUACAUUUCAAGCCUCCAUCAUUCUUGGGUUUCUUUUCUUUUUAGUUCGUAGCUUGGGAAUUUAGAUAGUUACAUUUUCUCUUCAAUAGAGCUCUUCAUGCAUGAAAUUUCAAGUAAACAGUGAAGAACUCUAUUUUCUUUUGUUUUUGUUUUUAUCAUGGUUCUGUUCUUUCUUUUCAGCACGAAAGAUGAAUGAAUUAGCAUAUUAUGAUGUGAUUGAUGUCAACAGUUUCUCUAAAUAAAGACAAUACAAGAUCAGAGAUAUAAAGUUA
Molecule: messenger RNA, 3580 nt
Organism: Rosa chinensis
Lineage: Eukaryota; Viridiplantae; Streptophyta; Magnoliopsida; Rosales; Rosaceae
Product: putative F-box protein At5g55150
Exons: 6
Coding region: 2337-3275 (312 amino acids)
Source: RefSeq, a predicted model, not a curated record